This is a messenger RNA of Funneliformis mosseae, 645 nucleotides long. The record is from the annotation of a GenBank genome assembly. NCBI's taxonomy places the organism in Eukaryota, Fungi, Glomeromycota, Glomeromycetes, Glomerales, Glomeraceae.
AUGAACUUUAAUAAAAUCAUCCUGUCUCGUUCUCAAGUGAUCGCACCGGCACGUUUACAAGAUAUGAGAGAUCAUGUGAAACAUUUGAUAAAUAAAGCCACACAGGAUCCUGAACAAGAUUUAUUUUAUGGGGCAAUUUUAAUUUCAAAGUUAAUUACAAUUUGUAUUGAAAAUCUCAAGGGGCAAGGAUUUCAUUACGUUCAGGGAGAUCGAGCCGAAAUAGGAUACUUGUACGAUGAGUUAUCAAAAGAAUUAACGAUCAUAUUUAUGAAACAAAAUGACAUCAAAAAUAGACAAUCCGAAAAGCAAAAGGGAAAUCCAAAAGGUGACAUAACCAUUCAUAACAAUAAAAACGAGGAAUUGUUACAACAACAAAAACGUCUGAAGCGCGGGAAAAUGGCAGAGAUUGUGAUCGAACAACCAUUGGACGAAUCCAAGCGUAACGCGGAAUUCCUUCAUCCUUUCUCACAAUCUAAUUUUGAAUCUUUCUUAUCUGAAUCAUCGAGCGAUGAAUUUAACCGCUUUGAUGAUAAUCUAUUUGAUUUUCCGUUUGGAAUGGAUGAGAAAUGUGACACGAAAAGCACAGUCGACAGAAGUAAUGGAAACGUGUCCGAUCUCUUCGAUACUGCGCCGCAUGACAUUUGA